This is a messenger RNA of Colletotrichum destructivum, 1457 nucleotides long. RefSeq lists its product as uncharacterized. Lineage: Eukaryota; Fungi; Ascomycota; Sordariomycetes; Glomerellales; Glomerellaceae. The transcript is spliced from 6 exons. The record is from RefSeq and is a predicted model, not a curated record. Bases 249 to 1340 code for a protein of 363 amino acids.
CCAUGGUUGUCGCAUGCGUUACCCUUUACCCUUUCGCUCCGAAGAUUUCAUUUCGUUCUCAGACGGAGCCUGGAGACAACCCGGCACAGUUGCGUGGCGGCAGGACGCUACAUACAUAUGGACGCUGAUUUCCGUGUCGAGUUUGACCGAACGCCCACCCACAGGCUUCUCUCUUAGAACUGUGCCCACCGAAACCAUACCAUAUUCAAGUUUACUACCACCUGUCUACUUAGACUGUCCGAGCUGCAAUGAACGACAUCAACAAAACAGCGGCCGAGGCGUUAGACCCCGAGUGGGCAGCGGAGAGCAACACUGCGCGGAUCUUGGCCGUUGUUACGACAUUCCACGUCCUAGCACUCUCGUUCGUCGGUCUACGGGUGUAUGCCAAAGUUCGGGUUCUCAGAGCGCCUGGAUUAGAUGAUCUCAUGAUACUUCUCUCUGCGCUCUGUGCUCUAGGAGGUUGGAUCAUCUUCGUCAUCCAGGCAAACUACGGCCUCGGGAAACACUAUGAGACGAUCGAAAAACAUGAUUACAUGGUGUUCCAGAAAGUCGGAUUCUGGCAGUCGAUCAUCUCUGCUGGCUUGGCCUUCAUGUGGCUCAAGAUUUCUAUUGCCAUCUACCUUCUGCGCCUCAGUAAGAACAUGAAGCAUAAAUGGUACAAAUGGGCUUUGUGGGUAAUGAUUGGUGUAACUUCCAUCUAUUGCAUUGGCGGCACGCUUCCUUUCUUCCUCAGAUGCCGCCCUAUGGAGGGCUACUGGGAUAAAACAAUCAAACCCACGCCGACGUGCAUGGACAUCAAGAUGUUCAUCGACUUUAGCAUCGUAAACACCGCUUUCAAUAUCGGUACCGAUGUUAUCUUCGCUACGCUGCCUAUUCCGAUCGUCUGGAGCCUCCAGAUGAAGCGCAGACCUCGGCUCUACGUCAUUGGAAUUUUGAGCCUAGGCUACAUCGCGGUUAUCAUGGGAAUUGUCAAAUCAACGUACCAGCUCGCGUUGGAUGUGGACAAGGACAAGACAUUCAACCAAAACAUCCAGUUCUGGGGCUUUCUGCAACUGCAACUCGGCAUCAUCGCGGCUUGUGCGCCGCCCUUGAAGCCGUUAUUCAGGAAAUUGCUCCGACUAUCCUCUCAUGAUGACAGCACAGAACAUCGGUAUGGUGAGCCAUCAUACCGAAGUGGACCAAACAUCGGCGGCCGUGAGGGUUCCGAAUUGGAGCUCAGAAAACUUCCUAGCGAAGAGUCGAUCCGUGAUGGCAUCAUAGUGACUACGGAUAUCAUACAAGACCAUGAAGGGCGAAGACAUGGUAAAAGUACGGAGAGCUCCAUCUUCCCGGGGCGGUAGUUCUCAAGGACAAUGUGUGAAGUAGAGACUUGGUGAACAAGUGCUAGUUAUAUAUUUGAUCGAAGUAGCUGCGUCCACACCUUUUCAGUUUGUCGAUAGAGUCAUGUCAGGUUGUCA